AUCCCUGUACUCUCAGAACUGCAGUAGUGCGCAGGCGCCUACAGCGAUCACCUGCUGCUGGGGCUGCAGACACGACCUACGAUCCGUAGUGAACCAAUUACCCUGCAAAAAACUACACUCCACCUGUCCAGGGACAGGAAAGACAGCGACUGGUGCAUACGGCAGGGUGUAUAUAUUUUACAGAGGAGUGUGGUUCUGAUGUGAUGCUGGAGGAGUAGGCUGCGGUGCACUGAGCCUUCCAUGGCUGUUAGCACCAUGGACUCUGAGUCAGCCCGGACACCUCAGCCCCAGGCUGCCCUGACUAAAGGAAGCCAUUCCUUGCUGCCUGCUGGGGCUCUGAGUGCCAGACUGGGCACCCAAGGGAAGCACUAUGUCUGUGGCUCCAUCGCAGCUUUCACCAACAUCGUGGUGACUUUCCCCAUCCAGAAGGUGCUGUUCCGCCAGCAGCUGCACGGUGUGCUGGCCACCGAAGCCGUGCAGCAGCUCCAGAGGGAUGGGCUGAGGAAUCUUUACCGGGGCUUGUUGCCCCCGCUGCUUCAGAAGAGCACCACGGUGGCCAUCAUGUUUGGCCUGUACGAGGACUUCUCUAGAGUCUUAUUGGACCGCGUCAAUAACGGCGUGCCGGAGGUGGUCACACGAAGCUUUGCUGCAGCAUUGGCAGGAACUGCAGAAGCCAUCCUGACACCAUUUGAGCGUGUGCAGACUCUCCUACAAGACCAUCGGCACCAUGGCCGUUUCAACAACACAGCCCACACCUUCCGGACACUUCUGACUGAGUAUGGUGUCAGAGAGUGCUACCGUGGCCUCGUGCCCAUACUCCUCCGCAAUGGCCCCAGCAAUGUGCUCUUCUUCGGUCUGCGGGGGCCUAUUAAAGAGCAGCUCCCAGAAGCCACGAGCCGGGCAGGUCACUUGGUGAAUGAUUUUGUUUGUGGCGGGGUGUUGGGGGCAGCUCUUGGCAUUAUGUUCUAUCCAUUAAAUGUGGUAAAGUCCCGGGCUCAGUCUCAGGUUGGAGGAGCCUUUCAGCCUUGCAGGAUGGUGCUGCUAACAGUGUGGAGAGAGAGAGGUGGCAGCUUGGCUAUGCUCUUCAGAGGGGCCCACCUCAACUACCACCGUUCACUCCUCUCCUGGGGGAUUAUCAACGCCACCUACGAGCUGCUGCUGAAGCUCAUAUGAGGGGGGUGCGGGAUGAGAGUGGAGAUGACAAAAUAGAAAAUAUAAAUCCAGAGAGAAAGAGAAAGUAUUUAAAGGGAAAAACAUGUAUGGAGUGAUAGAGGCAGUUUAUUGAGAAGAAAGGAAAUUGUAAAGUAAAGCUGACGCACUUGCUGAGUUUCCACGACUAAAAGACAGCGAUGGAGUUGCACUUCUGACAGGGGCCAUCAGUCAGUGUGAGAUAACCACCUGCCAUUGUGACUAUUUACUGUUGUCAAAGUAUUAAUAACAAAAAACACACACUUUAGCCUACACAAAACUUGUGCCAGGGUCCAAUUAAAAUGCCCUUGUUUGCUCUGUGUACAGGAGAAAAAAAAUUGUGGAACAAACUGAACUCCAGCGCUUUUUUCCACAUUUUCAAGCAAAGGUUACUUGACUGGAUAAACUGUUUUGUAGGAGAAGCUGUUUCUUUCUAUGUGCUGUGUGCUGUGGUGUUUUGUAGACAAUAUCCAUGUCUUUUUUUGACCAAGAGCACUUUGUCUGUGAAGCUGAAUUCUGCCAUUUAACUCAAACACUUUUGUGCUAUUGACCAUUGAAAUACCCCCAAAAUUAUUGUCAAAGAGAAUGUAAUAAACUGUGUGAGUGUUGGUCCUUUUAUUUCUCAUUAUACCCACUCUCAACCAAUUCAGAGUAAAUGUCAAUGAGAUCAGAAGGCUAGGAAAAUGUUGAAAUGAGUGUCAAUGAUACAUGUUCUUGGAAAUAUUGUCUAGCAGGCACCUGCAGGCUGUUUUUAACCGUUUCUUCUUUGACACAUAAUUCAUCAAUGUGAAAUGUUUUGUCAAACAUUGUUUUUCUUCUUGACUUAUUUUCUCAAAAUUUUCUGGCAGGGUGUAUGUGUUAUUUGAGUUUUGACAAGUGCCCAUUGAUGUAAAUGUCAGUAAAACAUACAGUUACACCCAUAUCUUGUCUGAUUUUAUAAUUUAUUGGAAGAGGGAAAAAUAUUAUAGAACCUAGACCAUUCUAUUGCAACAGAUAAUCGUGCAGAAAAUGUUUUCCCUUUGUUUAUGAUAACAUUGUCAGUUGCAGCUUCAGUAAAAGACCUAUAAUGAAAAUGAAUUUACCCAUACGUUGUUGCUGUAUUUGCUCAAUUUUGGGCCACUGCUUGUUUAUUGACUAUAAAACAAAGUGUUCCUUCAUAUUUGUUUCCUUUUUCUAAACUUUGAUGGAUUGUUUUAAACAUGCAUCUCUCUCCCUUUGCUUAGUGUUUUAUAUUUCCUCCUCUCACGCUCACUCUCCUCCCUGUCAGUAACAUCUGUUGACAUAAUGGGCUCAGAUUUCAAGCUUGAGUAGAUGCAGUCACCACGCGGCAGCUCUCCCCGGGUUCAGCAGCCCGAAGAGGAAAGGCAUGCUGCUUGGACGUUGAGAGAGAGACUAGAACAGUAAUGGUGCUGAGAGAAGACAGGGGCAGAGGGUAAUGUUCAGUGGCACAAAAACCUCAAGCUGCCAUGUGAACGGAUCGCUUGGCCUAUUUCUUCAGUUCUUUUCAUUUUGUCUGCCCACAGCCUACUGUGUUUCAUUAGGUCUUUUCAGGAUUUUCCAGGGUUUCCUCUUCGAAAGUACAACUUUGUAUUCUGCUGUGUUUUGAAAGUGGGACACCCCGCUGAUACUAAAUAAUGCUGUUUAUAAUUACCACUGUUGGUGAAGCACAAGUUACCAAACUACUAUGAAAAUGUCACACUAAUAAUUGCAAUUGUUUAAAAUGCAUCCAUUAAAAGUUGACAGUGACUGAG
Molecule: messenger RNA, 2939 nt
Organism: Lates calcarifer (barramundi perch)
Lineage: Eukaryota; Metazoa; Chordata; Actinopteri; Centropomidae
Gene: slc25a51b
Product: solute carrier family 25 member 51b
Exons: 2
Coding region: 241-1173 (310 amino acids)
Source: RefSeq, a predicted model, not a curated record